AUGAACGGAGAAGUGAAAAUUGCCGCCUCCGAUGAUUGCGCCGCUCUGGUGGAACUUCCGUUGGGCGACGCCGCGCCGGAUUUCAAUCUGGAAAAGGCCGUCUGCAGCCACGGCCUUUUCAUGAUGUCGCCCAACCAAUGGGACCCACACUCUAAAACCUUCCGGCGGCCCCUCCGCCUUGAUGCUGACGGCGAAGAAACCUCGCGCAUGGUUCACGUCUCCCACCCUCCCGACUCCGCUCACAUGCUUCACGUCCGUGUCAUCGGCACGCGCGAUCUAACCACCCAGCAGCAGCAAUUCGUGCUGUCUCAAGUGAGGAGAAUGCUACGAUUAUCAGAGGAAGAAAACAGGAGGAUCGUUGAGUUCCAUAAAGUGCACCAAGAAGCAAAAGAAAGGGGGUUCGGGAGGAUGUUUCGAUCACCCACAUUGUUUGAGGAUAUUAUUAAGUGCAUUCUCUUGUGCAAUUGCCAGUGGUCAAGGACUUUGGGCAUGGCUCAAGCACUUUGUGAGCUUCAAGCAGAACUAAAACAUCCAUCAAAAACCGAAGUUCGCAAAUUUGCUCCCAAUACACCUGCAGGAAAAGAAUCAAAAAGGAAUUCUGGAGCUCUUAAACGAUCAAAUAAAUUAGCAAAAAAGUACACAGCGGAUAUAACAUCAGUAGAAGACGUCGAGACGAAAAUCAGUAAUUCGGAAAUAUUGAAUUUUUCUGACGAAACAGAAAAGUUAAGUCCGACUCUCAUGUUAGGACAUGUUCCUAAGUCUCAGCCUUCAGAAUGGACAGAAGGUCAUUUGGGCCCCACGAUUGGUAAUUUCCCGAGCCCGAAAGAAUUGGCGACACUUGAUGAGGACUUCUUGGCCCGGCGCUGCGGUCUCGGUUAUAGGGCACGUCGUGUGGUAAAUUUUUCUCGGGCAAUCGUUCAAGGCAGAUUUCAAUUGAGCGACCUCGAAUGUGUCGCAUGUGGUACAGUCAGCAUAUCCAAUUAUGAAAAUUUGAUUGAGAAGCUGAGAGUGAUGGAGGGGUUUGGGCCUUACACGUGCGCAAAUGUACUAAUGUGUGUGGGCUAUUACCAUGUCGUGCCUUUGGAUUCAGAAACAAUUAGGCAUUUGAAACAGGUGCAUGCAAAAAGGUCCACGAUUGAGACAGUUCAGAGUGAUAUAGAAAAUAUCUAUGGAAAAUAUGCACCCUUUCAGUUCCUAGCUUUCUGGUCAGAAAUUUGGCAGUUUUACGAGGAACGGUUUGGUAACCUAAGCCAAUUGUCUCAUACUGAUUAUAAACUGAUUACUGCUGCAAAUAUGAGACCCAAAAAAUGGAUGGGAAGUAAGAGGAAAUUAUGUUUUGUGGAUGAAAUAUGA
This is a messenger RNA of Striga hermonthica, 1353 nucleotides long. Lineage: Eukaryota; Viridiplantae; Streptophyta; Magnoliopsida; Lamiales; Orobanchaceae. The record is from the annotation of a GenBank genome assembly.